AUGAAUUCGAAGAAUACUUCACAAGGCCAUGGCUUUCUUUUACCGGUCUCGAGACUGUCAUUGGCGACGAUGAUGUUCAUGGUCAUUGGUGUUCCGCUAGCAUUGGGAAUAACUUACAUCCUGGUGGACUAUUUCCGCGUAUUGAAACAGCGACAGAAGCUCCCGCCUGGCCCUUUUCCGUGGCCGUUGGUUGGCAAUCACUAUCAGAUCAAGCUUCCCCGACCAUGGCUUUAUAUGACCGACUUGAGCGAGCAAUAUAAAAGUCCCAUGAUUACUAUCUGGCACGGCCACAAGGCAAACAUUAUCUGCAAUGAUAUUUGGACGAUUUCCGACCUUCUGGACAAGCGCGCCAACAUCUACUCUUCACGUCCACAUAUGGUCAUGCUUGGCGACUCCCGUAAUGCUACGGCUUACGACCAGGUAUGCUUACCGUAUGGAGAUCGCUGGCGAUACCACCGCCGCCUCACCCACAAUGCGACUGGGUCUCAGGCAGUGCGAUCAUAUCGCGCCUUUCAAUCAAGCGAAAUUCGGGUCUUACUACGAGACUUGCUCCUCACCCCAGACAACUUUGUCAAAGCCAUCGAACGGUACUCCAUUUCGAUCGUUUCUUGCAUCGGCUUCGGUCGCCGGGUCGACAAAAUGAACGACGAUGUGGCCCAGGUCGCGCUCAAAUUCAUGGAAGGGGUGGACCUUGUGAUGCCGGGCAUGUUCAUCAUGGAGACAAUCCCUGCUUUGAUCAAAUUACCCAAGUGGCUCUAUCCCGCGGCAUCGAUAGUGCUCGAGAACGGCAAGAAGUUCAACCGCUUCUUCACGUCUUUGUCAAAAGAAGCAUCAGUCUCCGGUCAAGACAAUUUCGCCAAAGCAUUAUUCAAGGAGAAAGAGGCCAACGGGCUUCGUGACGAAGAGAUCUCGUUCCUGACAGGCAACAUGAUUGGUGGCGGCGUUGAUACCACGGCAAGCACAACCAUAACGUUCAUCCUUGCAAUGUGCGCGUUCCCCGAGGUGCAGAAAAAGGCCCAGCAGCUCAUUGACGAAGUGGUGGGCUCCCAUCGCCUGCCAGAAUGGGAAGACGAGGCAAACCUACAAUACGUUCGUGCCUGCGUGGACGAAUCACUCCGAUGGCGAACCGUCACAAUUCUUGGUGGCAUCCCGCAUGCUCCGUCGGAAGACGAUAUCUAUGGUGACUACUACAUUCCGAAAGGCACUUGGAUCACAGGAAAUUUAUGGGCAAUCCACCGCAAUCCUUCCGAGUAUCCUGACCCCGAUACAUUCAAGCCGGAACGCUUCAUCACUCGAGACCGUCCCUUUCCAAACAAAAAAGGCCACAACGCAUUCGGCUGGGGCAGAAGACAAUGCAGUGGCCAACCCCUCGCCGAGCAAGGUCUCUUCUUGACCUUCGCAAGACUACUCUGGGCAUUUGAUAUCAAACCAGGAUUGGAUUCUAAUGGACAAGAAAUUCCGGUAGACAUUUUUGCUUACGGAGAAUCGGAGAAUAUGAGACCUGAACCCUUCCGUGCCCGAUUUAUACCGCGAAGUGAGCGCCACAAAGAAAUCAUUCUUAGUGAAGCAGCGACAGCACGCGAGUUCCUGAGACAGUUUGAUGGAGAGACAAAGGUUAAGAUGGAGCCUUUGGAGAUGUGA
Molecule: messenger RNA, 1641 nt
Organism: Exophiala viscosa
Lineage: Eukaryota; Fungi; Ascomycota; Eurotiomycetes; Chaetothyriales; Herpotrichiellaceae
Product: cytochrome P450
Exons: 2
Coding region: 1-1641 (546 amino acids)
Molecular function (GO): iron ion binding; heme binding; oxidoreductase activity, acting on paired donors, with incorporation or reduction of molecular oxygen
Source: RefSeq, a predicted model, not a curated record